CGAUUUUAACCCUGCACAAACAAGGGAAACCCUAAAUUAAGGCUAUACGCAUGAAUCGACCCAAAUCCAAACCCUAAUUUGCUUCCUAAUUUGAUCAUCACGAGAUCAGAGCAAACCUUCAACUUAUUGGCUGAUCGACAUGUCUACUUCUUCCAACUCUUCAUGUAAUACCAACCGAAUCCCUAAAAUAUUCAUGGUGGACAUGGAUGGGAAGUUGCAUUGUCAUCACGAGAUCAGAGCUGUUAUUCGCGUAGCAGGAAGGAGAAGUGUUCGAUGUGGUGCUGAAUUUUACGGUUGCUCACAAUGGCCGCGAGACGACUGCAAGUUCUUUAUGUGGAAAAAAGAUUUCGACAAAUUAUUCGAAGUUCAUUCAACUUGCAGCUCAAGUGCAGUUACAAGAAGUGAUGCUAUGACCGGGAAUGAAUAUAAUUUGCAAUUGCGGAACAACUUGCUAUCUCAAGAGAACAAUAUGUUGAAACGACAAAUUUGUGCGAAAGAAUUCAUGUUGAAGCAGCAGUUUAUGUUUAGUUUGUUUGUUAUCAUUGCCAUGUUGUUUUACGUAGUGUAUCGAAUUUAA
Helianthus annuus (common sunflower) is the source of this 577-nucleotide messenger RNA. RefSeq lists its product as uncharacterized. Bases 140 to 577 code for a protein of 145 amino acids. Gene Ontology annotation, molecular function: zinc ion binding. NCBI's taxonomy places the organism in Eukaryota, Viridiplantae, Streptophyta, Magnoliopsida, Asterales, Asteraceae. The transcript is spliced from 2 exons. The record is from RefSeq and is a predicted model, not a curated record.